GGGCGUGCGCACGCCUCCGGGUGCUGCUGCGCGCCCCCGCCUGUGUGUGUGUUUGUAUGUCGGUGAACUGGUGGGAGAGAGAGAGGAGGGGACCGGUGGCUGAGAGAGGCAUCGGAGGCAAGUGCAAGAGGUUCGGCGCUCUGAGCGGGGACUCCACGUGAAUAACCGCAGCUCACGGCUUCGCUCUGUCGCGGGAGGCUGAAGACACCCGCGGUGUUUUGUGUUUCUCACCGCCCAGGGAGGAGGUAAGACUGAAUUCAGCCAGACAGCGGGCGAAGCAGGCCAGGGAGGAGGAGAGAGGGGAUUUGGGCUUCUCUGUUGUGAAAGUGCACGUGUCCUCAGAGGCGGUGCGUCACUGAAUUUGGGGGCAGACCUUUGAGUCUCACGUGAUCAUGGAGUGGAGGAGGAUGGAUGUAGGAGUGCUUCUGCUGUUCCUGGUGCACCUUGCCACUGCGCUGGAGGUCCCACUAGACCUUCUGGAAGGAUUGCCGCAGCCGCCAACCAUCACUUACCAGUCCCCUAAAGAUUACAUCGUCGACCCACGAGAGAACAUUAUAAUCCACUGUGAGGCGAAGGGAAAACCGCAUCCCAGUUUCUCCUGGACAAGAAAUGGGACCCACUUUGACGUCGAGAAUGAUCCCAACGUGGACAUGAAGCCGCAAUCUGGGACUCUGGUGGUGGAUAUCAGCAGAGAGAGGGUUGAACACUACGAGGGGGUGUACCAGUGCACAGCACGAAACAAACACGGAACCGCUGUUUCCCACAAUAUAGUGGUUAGACAGUCCAGAUCCCCCCUGUGGUCAAAGGAAAAAAUCAAGCCAAUCGUGGUGCAGGAGGGCGUGUCUUUGGUGUUGCCGUGUCGCCCCCCUGCUGGCCUACCCCCUCCCAUCAUAUUCUGGAUGGACAACAACUUUCAGAAGCUCCCUCAGAGCAAGAGGGUGUCUCAGUCGUUGAACGGUGACCUGUACUUCUCCAAUGUUCGCCGAGAGGACACCCGGAACGACUACAUUUGCUACGCCCGCUUCCCCCACACACAAACCAUCCAGCAGAAACAGCCCAUCACUGUCAGGGUCCUUAACCUGGAUGAAAUCAAUGACACAAUGGCAGCUUUUUACAAUGACACUGAUUUAUUUAGUGAGGCACCCGUGGAUGACAGAAGACCAACCUUCCUCAUCCCAUCUGGCUCAUCCAGUUCCAAGAUGGUGUUGAGAGGUGAUAAACUGGAGAUGGAGUGCAUUGCUGAAGGAUUGCCCACCCCUCACAUCUCUUGGACCAAAAUAAGUGGUGAUCUGCCUUCCAAACGCACCUCCUUCCUGAACUACAACAAGACCCUUCACAUCGAGGACGUGUCAGCAUCAGAUGAAGGAGAUUACCGCUGCACAGCGAAGAACCAGUUUGGCUCGGUGCACCACACCAUCCACGUCAUGGUCAAAGCUGCUCCAUAUUGGAUCGAUGUCCCUCCCAGGAACCUUGUCCUAGCUCCAGGGGAGAGCGGCAGGCUGUCCUGCUUGGCCAGCGGCACACCCAAACCCACCAUCACCUGGGCUAUGAAUGGCAUCUCCAUAGAGAAUUCACCCAAGGAUCUGAGCAGAAAGGUGGAGGAUGACAUCAUCAUCUUCACCGAUGUACAGCCUGGAUCCAGCGCUGUGUACCAGUGUAACAUCUCUAAUGAGUACGGUUACGUCCUGUCCAACGCCUUUGUCAAUGUCCUCUCCGAGCCACCCAGAGUGCUAACACCACCCAAUAAAGUCUACCAGAUCAUCAAGAACCACCAGGCCUUGUUAGACUGCUCCUCCUUUGGAUCGCCUAUGCCAAAAAUUACAUGGUUUAAAGACAGUCGGUCCAGCAUCCUGCAGGAAGACCCUUACAUUCUUCAUGACAACGGGACGUUAGAGAUUCGCGUAGCUCAAGCACAACACAAUGGCAAAUACACAUGUGUUGCUACAAACAGUCUUGGGAUUUAUGAGAAUCAUGUCUACCUGGAGGUCAAAGAGCCAACCCGAAUCCUGAAGCAGCCAGAAUACAAAGAAGUCCAGAGGGGCCGAUCUGUGGUGUUUGAGUGCACGGUAAAACACGACCCUUCGCUCAUUCCCACGAUGACCUGGCUCAAAGAUGACGGAGAGCUGCCUGACGAUGAGAGACUGAUCGUGGACUCGGACAGCCUCACCAUCACUGAUGUUACAGAGGACGACGCAGGAGUGUACACCUGCAUCAUGAACACCACUCUGGACCACGAUUCAGCCACCGCUAAGCUCACCGUUGUGGAGGCCACAACACCAGCUGUUGUCUACGAGCGACCCGACCCCCCGACAGACCUGGAACUGACAGACCAGAAAAAGAGGAGUGUUCAGCUCACUUGGACCCCUGGGGAUGAACAUAACAGCCCUGUUCAGAAAUUUCUGAUCCAAUAUGAAGACUCACUGCACCAUCGGGGUCACUGGCAUAAUCUUACCGAGGUCCCUGGAACCAAGACAACAGCUCACCUUAAACUGUCGCCCCAUGUUCACUACACCUUUAGAGUUCUGGCUCUCAACGCGGUGGGCUUCAGUAAUCCCAGCCGCCCCUCCAGGAUGUACAAGACAGAACCUGCAGCUCCAGAUGAAAACCCAACAGGUGUGCAGGGAUUUGGAACUGAACAUAACAAUCUUGUAAUCUCCUGGAAGCCACUGACAAACCUCCAGUCUAAUGGUCCCGGGCUUCACUACAGAGUGAUGUGGAGGCAGAAGAAUGUAGAAAGCGAAUGGAAUACAGUGACCGUGUCUAACAAUUCCAAGUUUGUUGUGUCUGGAACGCCCACGUUUGUUCCAUAUGAGAUUAAGGUUCAGGCUGUAAACGACCACGGAGCUGUACCUGACCCUGCUAUUGCCCACGGCUACUCAGGAGAGGACUUGCCCGUAGCAGCUCCAGAAAAUGUGCACGCUGUGGUGCGAAACAGCACCCUGGUAGAGGUGUUCUGGGAUCCCGUGCCCGCUCAUUUAAUACGCGGAAAUAUCAAAGGAUAUAAGGUGUCUUACUGGAGAAAACACCACUACAAGCACAAUCCUGAUCACAUGGAGCAGGACAUUCUUGUAUUUAGUGGGAAUCAUACCCAGGGCAUGCUGCCUGGCCUCCACCCCUUCAGUCUGUACUUGUUCAAUGUAAGGGUCUAUAAUGGAAAAGGAGAGGGCCCCCGGAGUGUAACCCAGCAGUUUAAGACACCCGAGGGAGUGCCGGGGUCUCCUACUUCGCUGAUAGUCACUAACUCGAACCUGGACUCUCUAACCCUUGAAUGGAGUCCUCCUCAUGACCAUAAUGGGCACAUUACCGGGUAUACCCUCAAAUAUCAGCCAGUAAAUAACUCCAAUGAACUGGGCCCAGUGGAGGAGCUGGCCUUGGCUGCCAAUGAGACCUCUGUCACUUUGCCCAACCUCAAGUACAGCAUACGCUACAAGUUUUAUUUGAAUGCGAAAACAGGCGCUGGAGCAGGUGCAGCCAUUUCUCAGGAAGCUGUCAUCAUCAGGGAGGAAGGCUCUGAUAUCACAGGAAGCACCCAAUCCCUUCAUCCUAUUGCACGGUCACCUCCACAUGGUCCACCCCACAAGGCAAGUCCUUUCGGAAACAUUAGCUCCAUGAUCGGGGAAGACUGGGCCCUGAUCAGUUGGGAGUACUGGGGCCCGGAGAAAAACUUUAGUGCACAAUACAGACUAAAUGACAGUGAAAGUGAAGAGGACUGGAAUACAGAGUUUGUGAAUGGCUCUCAGAACAUAACGCUGAAAGGCUUAAAGGGGGGCCUUUGCUAUAGGGUCCGUUUGGUGGCUUUGGGUCACCACGACCAAGAAUUCCACCACUCCAAGGAGCUCUUGGUUACUCUCCCAGCUGUGGCAAGCAGACAGGUGGACAUCGCCACUCAGGGAUGGUUCAUUGGCCUCAUGUGUGCAAUUGCUCUGCUCAUCCUGAUCCUUCUCAUUAUCUGCUUCAUCCAGAGAAAUAAAGGAGGGAAGUACCCUGUCAAAGAGAAGGAGGAUGCCCACACAGACCCUGAGUUCCAGCCCAUGAAAGAUGACGACUGUACUUUUGUGGAAUACAGUGACAAUGAGGACCAUAAACCUUUAAAAGGGAGCCGCUCGCCAUCUAAUGGGACAGUUAAGAGAGACGACAGUGACGACAGUUUAGUUGACUACGGUGAAGGAGGAGACGGACAGUUCAACGAGGAUGGCUCCUUUAUCGGGCAGUAUAGUGGAAAGAGUGCCAGUAGGGACACUGCUGAGGGCCAUGAGAGCUCGGAGGCCCCAUCCCCUAUAAAAGCCAUGAACUCCUUGAACUCUUUUGUGUAGCCAGUCGGUCUUAACAGAACGGUGCGGGGUGAUGCACUGACUACUCAAGCCCCCUCAAUCCCUACAUCACUCUUACAGGGCUGUCCCAACACUGCAUGGCUUUAUGAUCAAACAUGUAUACCCAGCUCCAUAAAUGAAACGUAAAACUCAUUAAAGACAUUUAUGUUUUCACACGGACGUCUUAUGGAGAAGCUUGGAAAACCUUAGCUAAUUAUACCCUGAGCGACAUUUAGGAAGUAACCAGCUCAGCCAUAACUUUAACAGUUCAUGACAGUUCCAUAAAUCCAUAUAUUAAUCAACACUUUAAUAUUAACAACUAUUGCAUUUUUACCAGAAAUCUGAUAUGGACUAUGCAGUUAUUGUCUGAACUAUAUUUGUUUGUGUUGAUGGUUGUCAUAUUAUCUAUUCAAAUAGGGGGCAUUGUCUACAGUAAAUUUCUACUACUCCAUGUAUAUUUUUUUCCAACCCAGAAACUUGUACCAGAAAAAUGCUAUGUAAUCUAUUACAUUAAGGCAGUUCCCAUGGUGCGUUUAAAAGGAAGAUGUUGUACAGCGCAUAUGUAAAGUUAUAUUUAAUGAAGUGAACAUUCUGCACAGUGGAAUUUGAGAGCAGUGCACGUUAUAAUUCAGAGUGUUGCACUGAUACGUCCUCAUCUGUAGUCGCUGUCACACUGCGACGAUGAAGAAGGAGGCUAAAGUGCUGCAUGGCAUGUCACAUGACCUCAUGACCUUUGCCCUGCAUGUGACCUCCUCUUAUUGUGCUUGAUCUGAAGGCCAGUAGGGAAUAGCUGAUGGUGUGAUAGCUUGCUUCAGUCCCUGCAAGUGCUCCUUCAGCAGGUAGUGCCUUUUCUUUAAAGCAUUGAUUCACUUGCAAAGUCUCUUUCUGGCCUUCAGUGUCUGGAACAGAGACAAUGGGAGAAAUGCAGAAGUCACAUCCAAGGAUGGAUAAGAUAAGCAUGAGAAGAGCACCCUGUGGAUGGACGAAUAAUUAAUAUGUGCUUGGCUUUUUUUUUUUUAAGACACAGGACUGGCUUUGAUUUCUUUGAAAAGUAAAACACUGCACUGGAUCAAAUGAAAACAUUGUAAGAACCACCACUGAUGUAUAAAUGCCUGCAAUACCUAAUGGUAUUUCUGCAGUGUAUGGAUAUUUGUGUUUGUGUGUGGUUGUGGACACAGCACAUUAAUUCAACUCCUAUUAAGCAAAAGUUGUUCGCAUUUACUAACUGCUCUUGAGGGCCUUUGGAUGGGAUCAAGAUUUAGUUUUUCUUAACUUGCAUCAAGUUUUAUUUUUUUAAAGACAUGUAGAAUAUUUGUUGAAAUUGUAAAUAUCUUAAUUGAUUGUACAGGAACAAGCAGCUUUUACAGCAGUCUAAGCGACGAUAUCAUGCACGAUAUGGCUUAACUUGUUGGUAGGAAUAUUAUAAAUAUAGACAACUUGUAGAGAACAUAUAUAUAUAUACAUAUAUAUGUA
Messenger RNA from Maylandia zebra (zebra mbuna), 5783 nucleotides. The record is from RefSeq and is a predicted model, not a curated record. Lineage: Eukaryota; Metazoa; Chordata; Actinopteri; Cichliformes; Cichlidae.